Molecule: messenger RNA, 1329 nt
Organism: Seminavis robusta
Lineage: Eukaryota; Bacillariophyta; Bacillariophyceae; Naviculales; Naviculaceae
Source: the annotation of a GenBank genome assembly
AUGGGGGGUGCCAGCUUCAUUUGGGCAUUGGAACACUUUGUCAAUGCCCUGCAGGAUGUUGGAUUGCCUCAAGAUUCCAUUGGUAUUGAUUGCAUUGAUGAGGAGUGCCUGGAUCAUUUUCGACACGACUCUUCCAACAAACUAGUUCGACUGGAAUCCUUCACAAUAUCACACCCACUUGUCGCCAAGUCUCAAUGUCUCGACAAUCCAACGGUCUCCAACACACGGUGCUUGGUGUCCUUAGGGAAGACUGACAUUGCUUUGAAAAUAUUGAAGGAACAAGAUGCAAUAUUCUUUUUCGAUGCCGAUGUGUUGUUCUUGAAGCACCCCUACAAAGCCAUGAAGGUCCGCAACCGCAAUCUAUCCCUGUCUAGUCAAGCAGAAAACUCAAAAGCCAACUUUGGCAUUCUUCUAGCCUAUCCCGGCCCCUUCACGCUUGCUCUCUUUGGGUAUAUACAGCAAGUCUUUGACCUGACGCAAGGAUUCGAUCAAGGAAUUUUUAACAACUUCUUAAAGAGAGUUGUACCAACGAUGCAGUCAACGAACAUUACCAGUGAUGCAGAUGAGCAUUCGAAGAUCUGUCACGGCAUUUGUGGAGAGCCCUACAAUUACGAACUGUUGUCCCGUAAAAUGUGCAUGAACCUUAUGCUGGGCAAUUACGAUGAAAACGACCACCCCAAUCACGUAGUGGCACAUGGCACCUGUAUCGAAGGAGGGAUUCUCCCUCAAAUUGCCAUGAAAACCUUUUUUGGGUCACCUUCCAGACCCCACUAUUUGUCACAGAAAACAAUCACUUUGGAUCGAGCCUUCAACAAUACACAACAAGAUGAGGAAUUGCUCAACCAAUGUAUGAAAGUGUUGGUUUAUGUUGCAAAACAGACUGGACGGGCCAUUCGCAUCACUUCUGCUCGAAGGAAUCACAUGAUUUAUAGACUCAACUGGUUUCGACUCGUCAGUUCCAGUUACAUUGUUGGAGAGUUGGGCCUUGCCAUGGUAGAGGAUCAAUACUACCCUCGGGCUACGGAAUGGUUUCAACGACCACCUCCGACCAUUUAUUCCGUGUCCUUGGGACAACCCACGACCAAUAGAACAAAGCUGCAGCAACUGGUCGACUUGACAGCAAGGACAGAUGAUGCCAGCUCGGACGAAUGGGUUUUCUCUGUAUCAGAACUAAGCCAAUUGGACGACAAAUCGGUUGGUCGUUUGGCGGGAAAAGAGCUUGGAUAUGAUUUGGACACGGGGGCCUGGAAGCGACCUUUCACCUGUGCCAACAUUUUGGAUGAACGUGGGAGUUGUUUGGGAAUCUGUGACGGAAAUGCUAAUUUCUGA